AUGGCAACAAGCCAUAAAAACUAUGGACCUACUCCAGAACAGUACAGAAAUAUUUGUAGACUUACUCAUCAAUAUGAAUGUGGACUAGUUUGUGAUACCUUAUUACAACGACUAGGUGAUGACGGUAAAUAUUGGAGACAUAUUUACAAGUCAUUGUUACUAAUUUAUUAUAUAAUAAUAAAUGGAACACCAGAAGCUGUUGAGAGAUUCAAAAGAAGGCAAAUUGAAAUUAAAACACUUCAUUCAUUCCAAAAAAUAAAAGAGUCAACUGGACAAGAUGUUGGAAUUAAUGUUAGAGAACGUUCAAAAGCUAUUACUGAUUUACUUAGUGAUGAUGAGGCACUUGAGACUAAAAGGAGUAUGUCAGAAAAAGAAAAACAAAACAUAUUUGGAGAGGCAUAUUCAUCUGAUUACAAAACGUCUAUGACUGAAACUCAUGAAACUAGAAAGAAAGUUGAACUAAAAUCAAUUGUUCUAAAAGAGAAUGUAUCUGGUGAGUCUGAAAGUUCUUCAGAAUCAUUAGACAAACCAGAGGUAUCUCCUCGUUAUCAACAAACACAUAAAAACGUAUUUGAUAUGUUAGAAGAACAGCCGCGCAAUGGCAAUACAACUAUUGUCCCUGAAAAAAAGAGUAAUACCAUUUCUCAACAAACAAAAACUGAACCAAUUUUAACUUCACAAACUAAUACUAAUCAAAAUUUAAAUAUAUUUGAUUUAUUAGGAGGUUGUAGUAGUACUAUUACCAUUCAACAACCUCAAAAUACUCAAUCUUAUCAACAACAACCUCAAAACAUUCAAUCUUAUCAACAACCUGUUGAUCCUUUUGCUUCAUUUGAUAAUUCUAAUAUUGCUACACCAAUUGUCUUACCAACUCAACAACAACCUAAAAGUAAUAAUGAAUUUGUUUUUAAUGAUGAGUCAUUAAAUGAAAAGAAGAGUUGGAAGACAGGUAUUGAUAUUAACUCUCUUACAUUGGACUCUCUUCAAGUCAAGUCCAAAGAACAAAAACAAACCCAACCUCAAGUCAAAAAAACAUUAGGACAGCUCUAA
Entamoeba histolytica HM-1:IMSS is the source of this 1050-nucleotide messenger RNA. RefSeq names its product ENTH domain protein, putative. The record is from RefSeq and is a predicted model, not a curated record. Gene Ontology annotation, biological process: endocytosis. The transcript has 2 exons. Bases 1 to 1050 code for a protein of 349 amino acids. Gene Ontology annotation, molecular function: clathrin binding; phospholipid binding. Gene Ontology annotation, cellular component: endosome; plasma membrane; clathrin vesicle coat. Lineage: Eukaryota; Evosea; Mastigamoebida; Endamoebidae.